Mytilinidion resinicola is the source of this 501-nucleotide messenger RNA. RefSeq lists its product as uncharacterized. The coding region runs from base 1 to 501 and encodes 166 amino acids. The transcript has a single exon. The record is from RefSeq and is a predicted model, not a curated record. Lineage: Eukaryota; Fungi; Ascomycota; Dothideomycetes; Mytilinidiales; Mytilinidiaceae.
AUGUGCAGAACAGCCAUAUUCGAUCACGCCCGAGAAGGACAAGACUGCACCCACAACCACAGCACCUGGACCAUAAUCUUUCUCUGUUCUCUCUGCCCUGAACGGGCCGAACGCGGCCAUCUCAGAAGCGCCCGCUUGAUUUUCUCCACCGAACCCCAGGUCCUCUUCUUCUUACGUGCCGCCAACGACACCACUCCUUCCUUCCCCGGCUGGGACAUCACACUCUGUCCGAACUGGAAUGUGCAGAACAACAUACGCGAAGAAAUGACAUUCAGCUGUUGCCCGAACUGCAUGCGGUCCAAGUUGGGAUUUGGGGAGUAUAUUGGCGCUGUACCGUUUCUCUUUGAGCUCAAAGAGGAGAUGGAGCAGCUUGAGGACUGGCUGUUUGGGGGAGGGGCGGUGGGGUCGUUAUUGGGUGAUGCAGUGAAUUAUACAUGGUGCCAUCCUUGGGAAACGGGGUUUCUGAAUGGGGUUCAGAAUGGAGGGCAGAAUGGAGCCUAG